GACCCAUCAUGAGCCUCUUGCUUACUUGUAAUGGAGCACGAGAGCCCGUUAGGAAGGUUGACCUCAACAACAUUGAACUCAACAGCCACCAGUCUUCUCGGCGAAAAGACAGCUCGUGGCGCACGAACAAGCUCUCUGCUUCCGACAGCGGGACGCCGCUCGUUCCGGUGCUCAUGAAGUCGCCGCAGCUCGCGUCCAGACCAGACGCGUGGGAGUGGGAGCAGAACAUGGAGAGAGCAACGCGGCAGAGCGAGAUGUGUGUUGUGGAGAGUGAGGUUGUCAGUUCGGGAAGGAGAUGCACGCCGGAUGGAGAGGAGGAAGGGGAUUUUCCAGAGAAUGGCAUAUGUAUCACGACAGAGUUUAGACGGUGGAGUGCAGCAGCCCCAAUGCCAUGACUUCCAAAU
Messenger RNA from Cryphonectria parasitica EP155, 404 nucleotides. RefSeq lists its product as uncharacterized. The record is from RefSeq and is a predicted model, not a curated record. Lineage: Eukaryota; Fungi; Ascomycota; Sordariomycetes; Diaporthales; Cryphonectriaceae. The coding region runs from base 9 to 395 and encodes 128 amino acids. The transcript has a single exon.